Molecule: messenger RNA, 1953 nt
Organism: Colletotrichum abscissum
Lineage: Eukaryota; Fungi; Ascomycota; Sordariomycetes; Glomerellales; Glomerellaceae
Exons: 1
Coding region: 1-1953 (650 amino acids)
Source: RefSeq, a predicted model, not a curated record
AUGUCCAGCCCGUACCAAAGUGUACACGAUUUAACAAACGCAUCGGUGAAGAAGUUGGUUCGAUACCUUUAUCUCCCGGUGGAGCACAGCAUUGCGAAACCCCCAAAAAGUUGGCUGAGGGAGCAAGAGGAGACGAUGAAACAACUGCCCGCGGCUUGUCUCCGUCCACGCAGCAAGACCAACGUAGUCAGCGUUGUUACUCGCGGUUUGAUGAAGAUCAGCGAGAAGUAUAACCCUUCGUUCACACCGCCGGCCGCAGUCCUUUGCUCAAGCCAUCGCGGCCUGAAUCCUUGGACAAUUCACGCCCUUUUUGCACUGGUUCUGAAAGAGAUCACAGUGGAAACGGCCAGCUUGCGACAUGAUCGACAACGCGACAGAGGUCCGGAAUUUACACCCUUGAUACAAGAAUUCGUUCGUCGUCUGGAUGGUAUCCAGGCCUUGUGGAUGGACACGUACAACUUUGAACUCCUCUAUGGUCGCCAGCCGAAAGUGCUAAGCCAUGUAAAUUCACAUUGUGAGGCGUGCAUCUUGUCAGCACUCGGAUCUCGUCCCUCUUUCCUUGGCGACCUUCGUGCUAAUCUCAUUGCCCGGACGAAGAGAACGUCGCCAUGCCUGCAAAGGAUCGUGGACGCGUGGAUUAACGAGUUCCCUGAGGCUGCACAAAGAGAAGUCUUUAAAAGAAGCGCAAACUUAGCCGAGGAAAUUCGGGCUAUGCUCAAAGAUGUCAAGGCAGCGCGACAACAGAGACGCGAAGCAAAAGUGCACCAAAAGCAAGCCAGGGGGUCAGAGAAUGCCAGCAGUGGUACCAGGAAGACAUCCGGACGCGAUACUCCGCGCUCAAUUCCGGGCGAGCAAUCGACCGCGAGUGGACGACCUUCCACGACACUGAGCGAGGACCCAUUUGUUGACCCAGAUGAUGAAAACCCCGACAAUGAGAAUCGGCCGUGGCAAGAUGCGGUUGGGGACUAUUACGAACGGCUGGCCCGCCAGAACGGAAACGAGCGUGCUUUCGACCGUUCAUCCCUCCACCCGGCCUUUGGCGGCUCGGCGGCUCAACCCGAUGCCCAGUUCCGUCGAGACUUUGGCACGGGAAAAGAGGUGGAUCGGAAAGAACAAGGGGCUCUCUGGGAUGACGCUGUUGCUAAUAGUCCCGCUAGGAGUGAACAGCGUUUACGCGCAUCUGAUUUCCCCCCCUCGAUGAUUCAAGACGAUGCCCGACGGCGUGAUCGGUUCCGACACGUAGACUCCACGGACUCCGAGCCGCGCACUCCUCGACCUACCACGCCUCCCGCCGCUACCCUCCCACCGCCGUUCCGUGGGUACGGCACCGCAGCGCCGAGCAGCUCGUCGUAUACGGACGCCAGCGUGUACUCGAACAGCGAGCCGGCCCGGCCUCACCCGACGACCGAAUCGCUCGCCUCCAUCGUCACGGCCUGGCCCGACGUCACGUCUCGCUCGUCUUCCGCCCGUAGACCCCGUGGACCCCGUCCGGGCGGGCUCGUAAGUACUUCCUCCCCCUCGCCUCAGAAUGACAAUGUCGUGACACAGGACCGCCGCCGCGCCACAGAUUCGAAAUUUGCUCCCCCUCGCGGGUUCGAGAUGUCCCCCGCUGAAGCAGCAUGGUAUCUAGCCGAGGAAGAGAGGGUAGCUCGCCUAGAGGAGAUGGGACGUAUCGGCCGACCGAGUUUCAAGGAUCAUGUUGACUCUCGUGCUGCUGCGUCGGAGGCCGGAUCAGACCAAUACGAGAACGGCUUGAGAACACCGACGGCGGGCUCUACGCAAGAUGGUACUUGGGCUCCGUCGUCUCGUGAGCGACCUGUGCGAGAUAUGUCGCGUGGCGAUGACGGUGACGAUUGGCGCAGCGUCGCGACGGUGGGGGGACGGCCGCCUUUGAGUGAGGCGUCGACGAUUUAUCCGGAUGAUUCGUAUAGUUUGGCUCAUUUCCGACGGUGA